Messenger RNA from Rhipicephalus sanguineus (brown dog tick), 6568 nucleotides. Its product is annotated as hemicentin-2. Lineage: Eukaryota; Metazoa; Arthropoda; Arachnida; Ixodida; Ixodidae. The record is from RefSeq and is a predicted model, not a curated record. The transcript has 12 exons. Bases 662 to 2896 code for a protein of 744 amino acids.
CCGAACGACAUCGCAGGCGACGGACUUUCCCGUCGCUCGAAAAAGUGUGCCAGGAGCGCGAGGGCGUGCGCGCCUUGACUUAGCGAGCAGUCUUAUUAGCGUACGUUGUAGUAAGCGGUUGCCCGUCGACACCAACCUUCACGCAGCGCUUUAGUCAGCGUGCUUUGAAUCUCCUGAUUUCGUCGCAACUCUGCGGCGCUCAAUCGGAAGACCGCGUUCCAGAGACAGUUCGCAAACAGCCCACCCUCUUGGUCUCGAUUUCUUAAAACUUUUUUUUCCCCCAAGUGUACCGUACGCCAUUCAAACAAGAGCGUUCUCCCUGUAUUUGCGUUUCCAACAACGCUGUCGUUACUACUCAGCGCUUUCAACAGGUGUACUUUAUUUACAUUUUUUUUCCUGGGUGAAGAGUAAGAGGAACCGAACGAGACAGUGUGACAUCGUCUCCGUGGUACUGGUGAAAGAAUUCCUCCACGGCUUCUGACAUUACCGGCAAAGUCGAGGUUCCGGACCCCAAGAUCGGCGUCGUCGGCUGUCGAUGACGCUUCCAGGGCGUCCACCUUGAAGGGGACAGAAAAGACUCGAGAAGAAAAAAAAAAAUACUUCCGUAUUGGUGGAAGAAGCGGUGACGCGCCGUAUAAGCGUGGAGUAGCCGGCGGCUGUUAUGCCGGCGACCUCCUCGACGUUGUUACGGCUUCGCAGUGCGGUGACGUUGAUACUGUUGUUGGUGUUGCCGGAAUUUUCGUGGAUUAACAAUGCCGUCCUGGCUGAGACGACGAGGGAGUCCGUGCCAGUGAUCAAGGGCGAGCGUGGCCAGGACACGUGGCUGCCGUGCGACGUGGACUCGGAGCACGAUGACAGCCCUGCCAAGGUGCUGUGGUACGCACCGGCGACGGCCGCCAACGCCAGCGGCGGCGAGCGCACACCCUUCUACAUGGUGGAGGACACGCAGCGGCGGGGCAUCUGGAACGGACAGCAUGCCAUCGGGGUCCACUGGGCCGGCCGGGCCUCCUUUUCGGUGUCGCGGUCGCCGGCCGCGCUGCGGUUGUCGCGGCUAGAGCUCUCCGACUCCGGCGCCUACCUGUGCACGGUGGCCUUCCAUGGCGGGGCGCAGCGAAACGCCACUGUGCGGCUCGUCGUGGGCGUGGCGCCCAGUGUACCUGUGAUCAUGACCUCAGCAGGCACUGUGGUUGAAGGCACCAUCGGACCAUUCAUGAUUGGCGAGUCACUCAGUCUCGUCUGCUUAGUAGAGAAAGGUGUACCGGUACCAACGGUGACGUGGCGACGCGACGGUGCCGAGUUGAUGCGCGAGACGGACCCGGGCUCGCGCGACCUCGACGGCGUGGUGCGCAGCUCCGUCGUCAUCGACACCCUGACACGCGACGACCUACUCAUGGAGCUUAGCUGCGAGACCAGCAACAUCAUUGGCGGACCUUUCGAGGCCUCCGUGCUCGUCGACCUGACGCUACCACCCGUAUCGGUGAAAAUACUCGGCACACACCGGACCUUUGAAGUCGACGUCUCCGCAGAGUUCCGCUGCGAAGUUGUCGGAUCGAGGCCCCCGCCAAAGGUGUCAUGGUGGCUGGACGAAGAGCGCUUGGAGCCGUUCCUGACUGAGGAGAAGGCCAACUCGACGACCACGUCGCUGCUACUCGUGCUGACGGCACGCGCUGACAAGGCCACGCUCACCUGCCGCGCGCUGAACACGCGGCUGCCGGGAGAGCUGUGGGAGGACACACUGCUGCUCAACGUCUACCACGCGCCCCACGCGAGUCUGUCGCUGGGCCAAGGGCUGCACCUGGAGCGCAUCCACGAAGGACAGGACGUGUACCUGGAGUGCGCCAUCCGGGCCAACCCGUGGAUCAGCGACGUCCUCUGGACGCUGGACGGCGAGCCGCUAGAAGACGGCGCCCUCACCGCCGCGCACAAUUCUUCUUCUUCCUCCUCAACGGCGGCGGGCCCCGUGUCGGCCGCGUCGUCCGGAGGCGCGGGAGCGGGUCUCACCCCGCUGCCGCAGACUCACGUACUCCUGCAGGAGCAGUACCUGGUGCUGCGCAACGUCACGUCCAAGUUCACCGGCAGCUACGCCUGUCACGUCCGCAGCGCGAGGGGCGAAGCUGUCAGCAACUCACUCGACCUCCGCGUCCAGUAUGCGCCACGCUGCAGAAAAGGGAUGCAGGAAGUGUUCCGGUACUCGACGUCUCGCGAGGAGCUCCUCAUCCCGUGCGAGAUGGACUCCGACCCAGAAGACCUCACCUUCCACUGGGUCAUGAAGAACAACUCAGAGGUGCGAGACCUUCUGACAUUCACGACUAACGGUAGCCGGAGCGUGGCUCGCUACAAGCCAGCCGUCGCCACCGAGUUCGUGUCGCUUCUAUGCUGGGCGAACAACUCUGUGGGAUCGCAGAAGCAACCCUGCACCUACUUCGUUGAACCACACGGUGCCCCGAAGGCGCUGUCCGGUUGCUCGGUGGUGAACCAGGCGAUGACGUGGUUCUUCGUGCGCUGCUCCGAAGACGACUCCGAGGACCGGCCGGUGGGCCAGGAGUGGUACCUGCUGGAAGUGUUCCACGCGGACACGGGCGCCCCAUUGGGCAACGUGAGCGCCCGGGGCCGGCCCGUGUUCCACGUGGAUGACAUCCCGCCGGCCACCGAGUGCCUGGCCCUCGCCUACGCCGUCAACGAGCGAGGAGGACGCUCGGAGCCGGCGCGCGUCGUCGUGCAGGCCAUACCGCCGCCUUCCAAACUGCUCACCAGCGGAGCCGUGCCGUCCGAGGGGAAGAGCACGACGCACCUGCUGUCGCUCACCGUCCUUCUGUUGCUGCUAAGGCAGGCCUCGUUAGCGUGUGCGUCCGGAUUAUCAUCCAAAUGUCACUACAGUUGUCUGGACAUCAGGUGAUCGACGUCGGCCCAGAUAAGCAACAUCGCGAGGCGCCUCUAUCCACAAGGAACCAAGCCAAGGAACAAAAAACGGGGGCAAGCGUCGCCCCAUCACGACGACACCGCCAGCCGCCGUUCGUCGCGUAUAUCAAGAGUCGUUCGCUGAGCCCGUAUAGAGAUGCUAUAGGAGAGAAACGGCGACACACACUGCGAUGGUGACCCGUGCCUAGAAAAGAAAGUCCGUGACCAGCGCGCUCGACGCCGUCUCAGAACUAUGUUGUGUGCCUUAUACGGGGUUCGGAGGACGCCGCGCUGUGAUUGGUGCGGGCCUGGCGGUGUAUGUGUGUGUGUCUGUGUUCUGAUCAUCUAUGUUUUCUUUUCUCCGUUGUUUUUUCUCUCUCUCUUUAUUCCGAGUGUUCAGGACUUGUGAACUGUCACUGAUGCCUUUAAUCAGUAAUGGGAUCAGUGACAUGAACCCAUAUCGCACCGGGGCGUCUGCAGCGGUAAAUAGAAUGCGAUGCGCAGAGAAGCGGUGUAGUCGAGAGUUCGACGGAAUACCGUCUGCUAAGGUAAAGGCGUUGGUAAUAAGCAGGUCACUAAACAAUAGAUGGAUGGACGGAAAAACUUUACUAUGGUCCCUCGGAACGCGCUUUAACACGUUGCGGGCCGCUCCCACGUCGGAACAGAAAGAGCAAGUCUCUCUGCUGCGUCGCGGCCCGUUGGACUGCCCAUAGCUUUGUCGAAAUAAAAUAAAAUGACGUUUCGGGAUCCAUACAGAUCCCUUGUUGACAUUGAUACCGAAACGUCAUUUUAUUUUAUUGUGAUAGUAGCCAGUGAGUUGCUUAUUAACGCAAGCGGUGUGAUACGAAGGGCACCACCUCAACCUGCGGUGAGGUGGCGAGUAUGUUUCUCGAAUAAAUAACCGACGUUGAAGGUGCUCCGUUUGUAGCCUUCAGCAUAAGGUCUGCCAAGCAAAUUACGGUGGUUGCAUCCGAGAAAGAAAUGUAAGAUGUCUAUAGAAGUAAUUGUUGGCCAGUUAUGGCGAGGAUGACAGUGCCAUCGCUGUGAAUCACGUCAUUCGUGUGAUGCGAGCCGUUCUACGCUCGAUAUGCGAAGUCAUGCAGAUGUAAGUGAGUGUUCAAGAUGAUCAUUUGUAAUCGCUUGCUGAGGUCCUCGGCAAAUGCACUCGAAAUGCAUAGUUAUGAGCGGCCAUAAAAACGGUAAUAACAAUAAUAAUUGUUGGGGUGUAACGUCCCAAAACCACGAUAUGAUUAUGAGGGACGCCGUAGUGCAGGGCUCCGGAAAUUUCUACCACCUGGGGUUCUUUAACGUGCACCUGCAUCUAAGUACACGGGCCUCAACGGCCCGUGUACUUGGAUUUAGAAAAACGGAAUGCUAGUCAUCUUAAGUUUUGACGCUAUUUGCUUCACGUUGAUAUCGUGUGAUAUCGGAGUCCUCUAGUGACUUGAAACAAACAAUCUGUGUACGCUCAAGAAUGCUGUAUGUGCAUCGCUGCUUUGAAUAUGUAGAAGGCCAAAUGAAAAAAAAAAAACAGAAAGAGUUGAGAGAUACGAAGGAGAUAGAAGAUACGAAUAUACAUCUGCAUAUACCGUAAGGAUAAGUGGUUGGGUAUUGUCACGUUGUUCGGGACCGUUAUCGAGCGUUUGAAUUUAUGUUUUGUUAGGUUUUCGACCGGUCGCUUUGAAGAAACAGACAGCGCGCACCUACGCUCCCGUUCUUCCCAAACUGGGAACAACGCAUAACAACGUCAAGAACCGCUGUCUUUUAUUUCGCUCCUCAUUGGUCUAUUCUUAACGUUAAAUCAUUUCACACCCUGGGUGCUCAGUUUCGAGGCAUUAAUUAAUGCAUACCACAAAUGCGUGUUUUAGAUGCGAAGCAUCUUAUGGCGGAGUUCAAUCCGGUGGUGGUGUGCGGCGUGACCACCCUUACUGCGCAUGUGCAAACCCUCUCCACACACUUUCUCUCCACUCGCCCUCUCCCCUUCUCCACUCCCGCUCCUCCUCUCCACUUCCCCUAUGAAACGCGGGCUCGACAUGCCGAAACGCUGCUUCGCAUUGCCUCAUGGUCCCCUUUAGCGGGAGAUGGUGUAAUUUUUUGUUUGUUUUCUUUCUAGUUGCACUUAAAGGCACUGUGUUUGAGUAACGCCCAGCGAAUUUGUUGCUGAAUAAUGUAUUAAUUUCGUAAGCCAUCGAUUAUCCACGCACACAACAACAGAGAAGGUGUACAAUGUCGCGUGCUGCGUUCGGAAAGGAACACAAAAGCUUCUAAUGUUAAAUCGAUAGUCUAGUCAAUAAUAUAUGCGCAUCCAUGAAACGAGGCUCCUCGGGAAAUCGGUCACACCGCGAGAACUUAGCGCUCACGUGAAUAUCGAAGGAGCUUACGUUUCCUUUUUUUUUCUGUUGUGUCUGUGCGCUGAUAAUGAACGAUCUGCCAUUUUGUAAAUCGUCCAUGGGGAUAUGGCAAAGUGGCUUACAUUCGUGCUUUGCUGUUAGUCACUCACUUAAAUAGAAAGCGGCUCGACAAAUCUGGUCCUUGCAGUUUUUGUUUACACCAGGCGGCGUUUGCGAACGCCGUAGCCGCAGAUUGUUGAAUAUGUUCGCAGUUGGCACCAUCAAACGUUCUAUAUACCUACUGCACCGCAUUCGCGCGUAUGACGGUUUGCGCGAAGCCCCAAGUUUUGACGCACUGCUGCGGUCGAUGAUGAUAACGAGGCCGCGUAAUAAAAGCCGGGUCCCUGCUUAACGUAUAAAAAUAGUUAUGUAGCCUAACUAUUCAGUAAGCGACGCUGGCACACCGUCGCUACAAUGACCAAAACAGCUCUGCGUUCUAUUGUGCCAGACACACAAAGCGUGCUCUCGAUGCAAUCACAAAACUUAACGUAGAGUAGAUUAUGCUGUUAUAUUAUCCUGCAUUUCCCGUGUACAGUGUUCGCGUUUUCGAGAGAAUAAGAACGUUGUUUCGUACGAGAUUUUGCCGUUUGCCUGUUGAAAGGUGAUAAAGAGAUUAGUUUCUUGCAUUUCGAUGCGCUUGCGCGGUUUCGUGCGUGCUUACCUCGAACGCGCUUGAGUAAGCACAGUGUGUUAUAUGAAGCCAUUCGCUUACUGCAGUUUAUUAAAGCGUGAAAACUACCUCUCGGGAAAGUCCCUGAAGGAGCGCCGACAUUUCUUUCGCAUUUAACCAUCACCGGCGGCUUCAAAACGGCGCGAUGCUCAUCUCUGAAUGGCGUGAGUCUCGCUGAGUGCGCACUUUGAAGUGUUGCUCAGUACAGAGUUGAACAGUGGCUGUUCGCCCUAUCCGUUCAGAUGUUGAUGUGUGUUCGAGCGUCGCUUAUUCAAAUACUAUCGACGAGCCCACUGCGUCGAUGACAGGAGGAAAUGAAACACAAACACACUGAACGUUUGCCGUGAAAUCUCGUGGACAUAGUGCUGUGCAUCUGUUCUGUAGCCCCACGCGCGAAUAAUAUAUCUCGAGAAAUGGUGGCGUGAUCGCGUUGUGUGCGAGUGAAUGCCUGCGUGAAUGCACGAAUGUAUACACAUGGUGGGGGCGUUUAUGGACGCACGACAUUGCUGUUUGCCCACCGAGAACUCUCAAAACGCCGCGUACUGUGUGUGUAUCUUCAAGAAACAAAAAAAAAAAGAAAGAUGAAUAUAAUAAAAAGAUUACGGAGCAU